Messenger RNA from Mesorhabditis spiculigera, 1017 nucleotides. Lineage: Eukaryota; Metazoa; Nematoda; Chromadorea; Rhabditida; Rhabditidae. The record is from the annotation of a GenBank genome assembly.
AUGCCAGCCAAGGAAGACUCAUGGGCCUUCGUGCCGAUCGGCGCCCCGUUCCCCGACAACCCGGUCCGCGUGAAGGACCAGCAGAACAUGUACGUGGCGCUGUGGUACAAGUUCGGCAAGCCGAUCCACGGGCGUGCCUGGAACAACAACGGUGUCGUCGAGUGCUCCUUCCCAUACUCAAAGGUCGAGCUGACUGGCAAGCGCGACCUGGGUGGCCAGAUCCAGAUCCUGACGUAUCAGGGCGACUUCGCCUCCUUGGGCUAUUGGUAUGAGUGGCUGCCGAUCAAGAACAUCGAGGAGAAGGUCCCGCAUUUGGAGCUCGUCCGCUGCGGCAUGUCCUGCCCAGUCAUCAUCAAGACCAAGAAGGGUGAAACCCUCCUCGGCUACUACGGAAUGGACACGGGCAUCGCCAUGGUCGGCUACGAUGGAAAGAACGAGCAGAUAUCUGGCGAGACCGUGAAGGAGAUGCUCACCAUCUUCCGCAACCUCAAGCCCAAGCCCACCGGCAUCAAGGUCUACGACGACAUCUGGAUCGACCUGAAGUACCGCGACGCGUUCCCCAAGCUCCCCGUGCGUGCCGAUGAUCGUGGCCUGAAGAUGGAGGACGGGUCGACGCACAACCAAUACGUCGCCCUGUGGUACAAGCACGGACAGCCGCUGUUCGGCCGUGCCUAUCCCGAUGCUGGCGACAAGGUGCUCGCCAACUUUGGCUGGGACAAGCAAGAGAAUGCUGGCGCCGAGAUUGGAUCCUUCCAGAUGAUCACCCUGCCACCAGAGGGCUCUCGCGGCCUCGAAUACAAAUGGAUCCCCUACACACAGGCCAAGGCCAAGGGCGAGUUCACGCCGGUGAACGUCGGCGACUGCGCCCCCUGUAUCCUCACCGACGGCAAGAAGGAGCUGCUCGGCAACGUCCACUUUGGCCAGGAGCGCGCCUCGGCUGGUCUCAACGGCACCGAGUGGGCUAUCGUCGGCCCGGCUGUGGGCCCUCUGCUCGUGCUGUGCAAGCGCCGUGCCGCC